Molecule: messenger RNA, 1732 nt
Organism: Camelina sativa (false flax)
Lineage: Eukaryota; Viridiplantae; Streptophyta; Magnoliopsida; Brassicales; Brassicaceae
Cellular component (GO): cytosol
Source: RefSeq, a predicted model, not a curated record
AUGAAAGCCCUAAAAGCUUCUUCUCUCUUUGGGGGAUGUCAUCAAUGGCGGAAGCUUGUGUACCGGAAGAGGUGCUUCAGCCGCUGCUCAUUGCUUCGGAUUUAUCAUACUCUCUAGAAGAUUGCUUGAAGUAUCUUCUAGAGUCUUCCAAGACCGAUUCAGGCCGCUCCGAUCUCGCUUCCAAGGCUGUCCUCCCCUGUAUCCUACGUCUUCUUCAGCUUCUUCCUUCCCGCCACCACUAUCUCAAUCUCUCUCUCAAGGUCCUCCGCAACCUCUGCGCCGGCGAGGCUUCGAAUCAAAACUCUUUCGUCGACCACGGCGGUUCUGCUAUCCUCUCCGGCUUGCUUGCCGAGAGAACCAAACCCACCGAGGAGGAGGAUUUCGAGACUGUUCGAUUCGGGUUGCAGGUUCUAGCCAACGUUGUAUUGUUCGGAGAGGAGAAACGUCAGAGAGAUGUGUGGCUUCGCUUUUUCCCGGAGAGGUUCUGUUCAAUCGCUAAGAUUAGGAGGCGUGAGACCUCUGAUCCUCUCUGUAUGAUUUUGUAUACUUGCUUUGAUGGAUGCUCUGAUCUUGCUUCUCAGCUUUGCACCAGUGAUGGCCUUACCAUCGUUGCUGAAACUAUACGGACUUCAUCUUCCGUUGGGUCUGUGGAUGAUUAUUGGCUCAAGUUACUGGUUUCGAGAAUCUGUGUUGAAGACCAUUGUUUCCCACAGCUCUUCUCCAAGUUAUACAACAAGGAUGCCGAAGAUGAGACCAGGUUUACAUCAGAGCAACCCUUUCUUCUGAGGAUGGUGUCUGAUAUUGCAAAUGAGAGGAUAGGAAAAGUGUCAGUCCCUAAGGAUACAACUUCUUCCAUUCUUGGAUUAUUCAAGAGAUCUGUUGACGUUUUUGAUUUUGCUUCAAGUGAAAGAUCCGAGCUUCCUACGGGUUCAACUAUAGUAGACGUAAUGGGUUACUCUCUGGUAAUAAUAAGGGAUGCUUGCGCUGGAGGAAGCCUUGAAGAGCUCAACAAGGACAACAAGGAUUCAGUUGAUAAUGUUGAAUUGCUCUUGUCCUCUGGACUGAUUGAUCUCCUUCUUGAUCUGCUUCGCAAACUUGAUCCUCCAACAACAAUAAAGAGGGCUCUAAAGCAGAGUCCUAGUUCUUCUUCUUCUUCAGUAAGCCCCUGUCCGUACAGAGGAUUCAGGAGAGAUAUAGUGUCUGUGAUUGGGAACUGCGCCUACAGAAGGAAAGAGGUACAAGAUGAGAUCAGGGAGAGAGAUGGGCUCUUUUUAAUGUUGCAGCAGUGCGUGACAGAUGAUGACAACCCUUUCUUGAGAGAGUGGGGAUUGUGGUGUGUGAGAAAUCUGCUGGAAGGGAACCCAGAGAACCAGCAAGUGGUCGCCGAGUUGGAGAUUCAAGGAUCUGCGGAUGUGCCUCAACUCCGUGAAAUUGGUCUCAGAGUUGAAAUUGAUCCUAAAACAUCCAGACCAAAGCUUGUCAAUGACACCUGAAGAAGCUUCAAUGCCUUGGCUGAUGUAAUAUGAUUUCUUUUAUUCUAGUUAGAAUUAGGAUUAUGUGGUUUGUAAUUCAUUUCCAUUUCAAUAAAUCUUAUUUACUACAAAGGGGAGAAAGCUAAUUCCCCUAUGCAAGGUAAACUUCUUUACAGCCACCAGGACACGAUGUUGUAUGUACUGGUAUCUAUGUAUGUUUAUCUAAUGACUGGAUUUAAAAUCAAGACACUUUUUGGGCC